UUAGAAGAGACGAAGGAGGAGGAGGAAGAACUAACCUGACGUCAUGUGAGCGAUGACGUCAGGCAGGAACUAGUGGAAGGGAGCCUGAAAAAUCAAGAUGGCGUCCCUCGACAGAAAAGGGAAGAUAUUUCAUAAAAAAUAAAACAUUUUUCACCUUAAUUCUAAUUGCAGCAACACCCGAUCAGAAAUAAAGGCACAAUAGUUAGAACAAGACACGGCAGAUACAGAGUAUCUAAAUGGCUACAAGGAAAUCUGUAUCAGAUGCAUACAACAAUGGACCCAUCAGCUACCUUGAUGAUGUUCCCUUCAAGGUCAAUGAAAAGUUUCGCUGCCCUGCUAAAGUGGGGCUACCUCUCGGCUUUUGCCUUCCAGACUGCAGCUCUCUGUUGGUGGACACACAGUAUGACUUUUCUCUGGAGAAGCGAAGUGUUUGCUGGGGGAUGGAGCUGGCUGAAGCGCAAGCAGCGGAGGGACGAGCAGAAGAGGGCACUGCGGAACAGGAAGCAGAAAAUCAAAAAUGUUUGGCUCAGUCCGAGGACAUUAAUGGCGGUAGAGGGAAGAAACCCCAGUCUGCUGUUGAAGACCAUGACCCUCCCCCACCAGCCAUGAACCCUGUCCUUGCAGGACUCAGCCAUGAUGCAAUACUCACUCCUCUGCCUGCCCCAAGUCUUGGUCCGAGGAAAAUCCAACCUAGCACUCAUCAGUCACAUGGCCUCAACCUUGCUGACUUUGAGCGGGAAGAGGACCCUUUUGACAAGCUCGAGCUUAAAACAUUGGAUGAUAAAGAGGAGCUAAGAAACAUUCUUCAGAGCCAACCUCAACCUGCUUCUUCCAUAUCCCCUCCAGAUGGGUCCCAGCAUGGGCCUGCUUCACGUGGAAACAGCCCAUCUCCUCCCACCAACACCAGCCUUCCUGUGAAACCAGGCUUUGUCCAUAAACCCAAUGGCUUGGUUCCCUUGAUGGAUAUGGACAGAGUUGGACAUCAUGGGAGAUCAAAUUUUGAAGCAGAGGAUCGACCUUGCAACAUUCGCUCCCUGACUUUUCCCAAACUCUCGGAUUCUGGGGAUCCCAAACCAGUAAGAAUCAACCCACGCCUUGCACCCAUACCUGCUCCCCGUCAGAACCUGCCCAAUGGCAGCCCCCCAGUUAUACCCAAAUCCCAGGUUAUUGUUGCCCCUGACCAUCUUAGCUUUAGUAAGAGUGAUGGACCAAAACAGGUAAACUCGGGGUCAGGUUCUGCUGGCUUGCCAUGUGGGGGAGCCUUGCUGAGUAUGACCCCUGGUGAGCGGCAGUGUGUGGAAACCCUUGUGGGCAUGGGUUACUCUUAUGAGGGUGUUCUUCGGGCCAUGCAACGACAAGGGCAGAAUGUGGAGCAGGUACUGGAUUAUCUCUUUGUCCAUGGACGUCUGUGUGAGCGGGGCUUCGAUGCAAGUGCUGUGGAGGAAUGUUUAGAGAUGUACCAAUGCUCAGAAGAAAAGGCAUUACAGUUCCUUGAGCUGAUGUCAAGAUUUGGAGAAAUGGGAUUCGAGCGGGAGGCCAUCAAGGAAGUCCUUCUGGUCCACAACAAUGAUCAGGACAAGGCGCUAGAGGACUUGAUGGCUCGAGCUGCAGCUAGCUGAGCCAAGCCAGUGAAGCAACCGCUGCAGGGCCUGCUUCUUGUUACCACCUCAAACAGCCCCUUUUUUUCUGCCCACCCAAUCACACCAUGCCCUGCAGCAUGUGCUUGCCUUGACUGUGGAAGGGACAACUGAGAGAAGUUUUUUCUCUCUGUGCUAAACUGUAUUGUUUCUCCAACACUUUAAGACAGUGUGCCAAGAGUAACAACACUUCACAGCGAUGUUUCUUUCUAAUAAAUGCUGAGGUGAGGUUCUAGGAACUGGUACUGCAAGGGUACUCACAAAUAGAGAGGAGGACCAAGGAGAAUUGGGCUGUUGGCUUUGAUGCCAUUUAUAUUUGCUUCCACUUGGAAGUGUUGUCCUGACUGCAGGUCAGAAUUUGGAGGUCUACACUCUUGAAACUGAUUAACAGCCAUUUUCCCAUCUUCCACUGCUCAGUUCAGAGCUAGUAAAUGGUGGAAAGGAGAAGGGUUUUUCCUGAAAUUGAACUAAGAAAUAUCACAAGUACUAAAACAGAGGACGAGAGUCAAAGGCACAGUGACCAGACGGAGAAAGAAGUGACUCAAGAAGUGCCCUCUCUGCUCUAGUGCACUUGUACCUUCUCCUCGUUUCAUUUGUGUUUCUCUGUUCAUUUGGGCACUUUUUCAUGUCAGUUUCAAUAUUUCAC
Molecule: messenger RNA, 2283 nt
Organism: Syngnathoides biaculeatus (alligator pipefish)
Lineage: Eukaryota; Metazoa; Chordata; Actinopteri; Syngnathiformes; Syngnathidae
Gene: ubap1
Product: ubiquitin associated protein 1
Exons: 7
Coding region: 237-1619 (460 amino acids)
Biological process (GO): ubiquitin-dependent protein catabolic process via the multivesicular body sorting pathway
Cellular component (GO): ESCRT I complex
Molecular function (GO): ubiquitin binding
Source: RefSeq, a predicted model, not a curated record